AUGAGUAACUGCUUGAAGAAUCUGAGGACCACGGACAGCAGCCAAGAUAUAAUGGAUCACAUACAUCAUCUAGGAAUGAUCUCUGGUUUACUGGCAUGUCCUACUCCUGAAUCCGAUAGAUAUCAACCGACAAUACGUCAUGGGUUACCAUCCUUCUUGCAGUGUUUAGCCAAAGGUAAUCACCCGAGCUCACGCCAACCUUCAGCUGCCUCUUGGCCCCUCAAAACAUUCAACAUCAACUUGCUUCUAAAACUCAAAUCAUCCACACCUCUCAACCGGAUCGGAGCCACCCACGGAAUUCGAAAAUUCCACGCAACGCCGAAAAUAACGGAUGAUUUCGUUCGGAGCGGUUGCAUUCGGGAGAACACGCGAGAAAUUACAGCCACAAUUUGA
Messenger RNA from Nezara viridula (southern green stink bug), 393 nucleotides. NCBI's taxonomy places the organism in Eukaryota, Metazoa, Arthropoda, Insecta, Hemiptera, Pentatomidae. The record is from the annotation of a GenBank genome assembly.